Messenger RNA from Triticum urartu, 1391 nucleotides. The record is from RefSeq and is a predicted model, not a curated record. NCBI's taxonomy places the organism in Eukaryota, Viridiplantae, Streptophyta, Magnoliopsida, Poales, Poaceae.
GGUUCAGCGUGGCGUUCUGGCAUACAUUCCGGGGUACUGGAGGAGACCCUUUUGGUGCAGCCACAAAGAACUGGCCUUGGGAGGAUGGCACCAAUUCCUUGGCCAUGGCUAAGAGAAGAAUGAAAGCUCACUUCGAGUUCAUGGAGAAGCUUGGAGUUGAGAGGUGGUGCUUCCAUGACAGGGACAUCGCCCCUGAUGGCAAGACACUCGCGGAAACAAAUGCUAACUUGGAUGAGAUAGUUCAGCUGGCAAAGCAACUCCAGAGUGAGACCAAUAUAAAGCCAUUGUGGGGGACUGCACAGCUUUUCAUGCAUCCACGUUACAUGCACGGAGCUGCUACUAGCCCAGAGGUCAAGGUGUAUGCUUAUGCUGCUGCUCAAGUGAAGAAAGCUUUGGAGGUUACUCACUACCUAGGCGGUGAGAACUAUGUAUUCUGGGGUGGAAGAGAGGGUUACCAAACUCUUCUCAAUACCGAUAUGAAGAGAGAACUUGAACAUUUGGCUAACUUUCUUCAAGCUGCUGUUAACCACAAGAAGAAGAUUGGCUUUAACGGAACAUUGUUGAUAGAGCCUAAACCACAAGAACCAACAAAGCAUCAGUAUGACUGGGAUGUUGCAACUACAUUCUCUUUCCUACAGAAGUUUGGUCUUACAGGAGAAUUCAAGAUAAAUGUCGAGUGCAACCAUGCUACUCUCUCUGGGCAUAGCUGCCAUCAUGAGCUUGAGACUGCACGCAUUAAUGAUAUUCUUGGAAACAUUGAUGCAAACACUGGUGAUCCACAAGUUGGUUGGGACACGGAUGAGUUCCUUACAGACAUUUCAGAAGCUACCUUGAUUAUGUCAAGUGUAGUUAAGAACGAUGGACUUGCACCUGGUGGCUUCAACUUCGACGCCAAAUUGCGGAGGGAGAGUACUGAUGUUGAGGACCUGUUUAUUGCCCAUAUCUCUGGGAUGGACACCAUGGCCCGUGGCCUCCGCAAUGUUGCCAAGCUGAUUGAGGAUGGUUCCCUGGACGAGCUUGUCCGCAAGCGCUACCAGAGCUUUGACACUGAGAUUGGCGCCAUGAUCGAGGCUGGGAAGGGAGACUUUGAAACGCUAGAAAAGAAGGUCUUGGAGUGGGGCGAGCCAACCGUUCCAUCCGGCAAACAGGAACUGGCUGAGAUGCUGUUCCAGUCCGCUCUGUAGAUGACAGCCCACGGUUCUAGGAAUAAAAGCAAGAGCACGCCUUCGAACGCCCAGUCGUCCUCGUCACUAUGGGUGAUGUUCUAUAGUUAGGCCUCCAUGCAAUGAACCCUGUAAACAAACUGCAUGGAGCUGAAAAUAAUGUAACCUUAUAUCAGAAUUAAACUUGUUCGCCAACAUGGAGUUGGGCUGAACUAUGUUCCAAUUUUC